AUGCAAUGGAAUGGAAAAGUUCGCAAUGGAUACUCAUGUGUUCCGGUGGCCCUGGCUGAGGGCUUGGAUAUCAGGCUCGGUACUUCCAUCACUGAGAUUUCGUAUGGAGGGCCUGGAGUCUCCGUGAAGGCAGCUAAUCCGAGAGUACCAGGGCAGACUCAAACAUUUAAGGGUGACGUACUACUAUGCACUCUGCCGCUCGGCGUUCUCAAAGUGGCUGUGGCUAGCAAUGGACAAAAUCAGCAGAACUUCGUCCAGUUCGACCCACCGUUGCCUGAUUGGAAGGUCUCAGCUAUCAAGCGUCUGGGAUACGGAAACUUGAACAAAGUUGUUUUGUGCUUCGAACGCAUUUUCUGGGACCCCAGCGCCAAUCUCUUCGGUCAUGUGGGAACAACUACUGCAAGCAGAGGUGAAUUAUUCCUCUUCUGGAACCUAUACAGCGCUCCAGUGUUGCUAGCGCUUGUCGCCGGUGAGGCAGCUGCAGUGAUGGAGAACGUCACUGAUGACGUCAUCGUUGGGCGCUGCAUCGCCGUGCUGAAGAGCAUCUUUGGUCACGCUGCUGUACCACAGCCCAAGGAAUGUGUGGUUACUAGAUGGCGAGCAGAUCCAUUUGCACGCGGAUCCUACAGUUUCGUAGCCGUGGGUUCGUCAGGCGCUGACUAUGACUUGUUAGCGGCACCCGUGCCUGACUCUUCUGGGGAGAACAGAUUGUUCUUUGCCGGUGAACAUACAAUGCGUAAUUACCCAGCGACGGUUCACGGGGCAUUUCUAUCGGGACUUCGCGAGGCAGGUCGACUUGCUGAUCUCCUGGUGCCCCUUCCACCUGUCACAAACGCCACUGUGGCAAAUGCUACGGCUAAUAGUCAUUGA
Pieris macdunnoughi is the source of this 870-nucleotide messenger RNA. Lineage: Eukaryota; Metazoa; Arthropoda; Insecta; Lepidoptera; Pieridae. The record is from the annotation of a GenBank genome assembly.